Zerene cesonia (dogface butterfly) is the source of this 3592-nucleotide messenger RNA. It is a transcript of the gene mRRF2, whose product is annotated as ribosome-releasing factor 2, mitochondrial. The record is from RefSeq and is a predicted model, not a curated record. Gene Ontology annotation, molecular function: translation elongation factor activity; GTP binding; GTPase activity. Gene Ontology annotation, cellular component: mitochondrion. Gene Ontology annotation, biological process: mitochondrial translation; ribosome disassembly. The transcript has 13 exons. Bases 104 to 2389 code for a protein of 761 amino acids. NCBI's taxonomy places the organism in Eukaryota, Metazoa, Arthropoda, Insecta, Lepidoptera, Pieridae.
ACAGUCAACUGACUGUCAGAUGUUGUCAAAUAUGAAAUCAGAUGUUUUUGAUUCAAAAAUUCGUAAAAUUAAGUAAAUGGAAAAAUAUUGAAGACCAAUAAAUAUGAAGACAUAUUGCAUUAUGAAUUAUUAUAGAAAACUGAUAAAAUGUGGACAAAUACGCGCAUUCUGUAGCAAUUUUGGUGCGGAACAAAAUGGAAUAGAAAAAAUAAGAAAUAUAGGAGUUUUAGCCCACAUUGAUGCAGGUAAAACAACAACAACAGAGAGAAUGCUGUUUUACUCCGGAACCAUCAGAACAAUGGGAGAGGUGCAUCACGGAAACACUGUGACUGAUUACAUGGAGCAGGAGAGACAGAGGGGAAUAACCAUUACCUCUGCUGCUGUCUCCUUUCCCUGGAAUGGUUACCAGAUCAAUUUAAUUGACACCCCUGGGCACAUAGAUUUUACUAUGGAGGUGGAACAGAGUUUAGCAGUGCUGGAUGGAGCAGUUGUUGUUUUAGAUGCUUCUGCGGGUGUAGAAGCGCAAACUUUAACGGUAUGGCGCCAAGCAAAUGGUCACCGUGUACCUCGCAUCAUCUACCUCAACAAGAUGGACCGUUCCGAUGCAGAUGUGGAGGCCUGCGAGAGGUCUAUACGUGACAAGCUGAGGGUCACCCCGCUGGUACUGCACACUCCUGUGGUACAUGAGGGCAAACUUAUUGGUCUCAUAGACUUAAUAUCGCUACAAGAAAUAAUUUGGACAUCCGGCAGAGGCCAGAACCUGUCACGAAGGAAACUCACCGAGGCCGACGGCAAGAAAUGGGAACUUGCUCUCAACGACCAUAGACAACUGAUAGACACGAUCUCCUCUCUCGACGAUGAGCUGGCAGAGACAAUAAUCCAGCAGGAAUCACUGGAUAAUCUCAACACCAAAGAUGUAUUGAAUGCCGUGCGCAGAUGUGCCGUCAAUAUGAAGGCAUAUCCAGUCAUGUGUGGCAGUUCAUACAAAAAUAUCGGUGUUCAGACACUGAUGGAUGGUAUUGUAUCGUUUUUGCCGCAUCCGAACGAAGGGAGCAGAUUACAGAAGUUUUUCGGUGAGGAUAUGAGCGCAAGAGCGUUUAAGGUGCAGCACGAUGACCAGAGGGGUGUGCUGACCUUCCUCAGGCUGUACAGCGGCGAGUUCAGCAAGGGGCAGAAGGUGUAUAACAUCGCCAGGGAUAUGAGUGAACAAACAGGUUCACUGUACGUAGCUUUAGCGGACGAAUACAAGCCAGUGGACAAGGUGACAGCUGGCAACAUCGCCGUGGUCAGCGCUCUUAAAGUCACAAUGACAGGUGACUUGGUAACGUCCACCAACGCAGCGGCCAGUCGCGCCAAGUCUAGACUUCGGGAAGUACUAAAGGACCCUAAGCAGGCUGAAGAGCUGAUGAUUCCUAGUGCCAAGCAGCGGCUGCAGGCCACAGAGAACCCUAGUGCUGAUGAUAUGGCUGAUGUACUGCUGGGGAUUGGCACAACAGUCCCAGAGCCGGUGUUCCUCUGCUCCAUCGAGCCCCCGAGCGCCGCUUACCAGACGGCUCUGGACACCGCUCUCGCUGAGCUGCAGAGGGAGGAUCCCAGCCUCCGCGUCACCAGUGACGACGAGACUGGACAGUUGGUGUUGGCUGGUAUGGGCGAGUUGCACCUGGAAAUAAUAAAGGAGCGGAUAAUACGCGAGUACAAGAUCGACGUGGACCUCGGUCCGCCGCAGAUCGCGUACAAGGAGGCGCUAAUCGGCUCCGCUAAGUUCACCCACAAUGUGGAUCGGAAGAUCGGCAACGCGAGGCAGGUGGUCAAGGUCAUCAUGUCUGCGAAGAAGGUGGCUGGAGUGCCGCAGGAUAAGAUCCUGAAGUUUGACAAAACGGCAGAGAGUGCGGCGAACCUAUCGCACAUCCCGCCGCGCUUCGAGCAGGCGGUCCGUCGCGGCGUGCAGUCUGCCGUCGCUCACGGCCCGAAACUCGGUUGUCCGUUGGUAGAUGUUCAAGCGACACUCCAUUGGCUGGAAGUGGGCAAGGGAACUUCGGACACCACAGUUUCGGCAGCUACCGUCCAGUGUUUGCGGAAGGUGUUCGAAGCGAGCGGCAGCGCGCUGCUGGAGCCGGUGAUGUCGCUGCAGGUGGUGUGCCCGCAGCGGCAGGCCGCGCGCGCGCUGGCCGAGCUGGCGCGCCGCCGCGCCGCCCUGCACCACGUGCACCUGCGGCACGGCAACAAGGUGAUAGACUGCCUUGCGCCCCUCUCCGAGCUGAUGGGCUUCUCGUCCACUUUGCGUUCGCUCAGUUCCGGUCUAGCAACCUUCACCAUGGAGUUCCACUCUUACCAGCAGAUGUCGCCUUAUGACGAAGAGAAGGCAAUACGAUCUGUUACCGGCUUUUGAAAUUGUUUGGAAUAUUUGUAAAAUAUAUUGUUCUGAUUGUCUUGUAAGGCUAAAGUAUAAAAAUGAAGUUCAGAUACUCAGAAGGGGGAAAGCGUAUAAUGUCAUCCAGGGCCCCAAGUCUGUUAGCUUAGAUAUUCAACUGUGUUGAAAUUGGUCCCUGUUAGAAUAGUUUAGCAUAUUUGGUAUUCUGAUAAAUAUUUAUGCUCAAUGGUCUUCCAUUGAAACACAAUCGUAUCCCAACUAAAUUGCCAUAUGAAAAUUAUGUCAUGGGAUAUUUUUUGUGGCAACACUGAGCAUUAUCUCAUUGAGACACCACCACAGUUCACCUGCAAUACUAUGCUAUUAUGACUCCGAUUUAUUUGUAUAACAAUAAUUGGAUUGUAAUGGUGUAUCAUUUAAUUAAAUAGCAGACUUAAUUUCUAUAUGUUGGAAUAAACGACGCAAUGACAAGAGAUUAAAAUUAUACAUUGCUUGCAAUCCACGGGCACAUCAUAUUACUGAGUUAGCAACCGCGCAGUGUAGUGCGUUCAUUGCGAUACAGUCGUGAGCGUAGUGUAGUGUCAUACAAAUCGUUUUUUUUUUUCCUUUUUAGCAUCUUUUAUCUUUACUGUGUUUAGAUACAUCUUUCCCUAAUAUGAAAUUGUGUUUCUAGACAAUAACCAGCGGGGGUAAAUUUAACAGAUUUAACGUUAUAUCAAUCCGACUAAUAUUAUAAAUGCGAAAGUUUGUAAGGAUGUGUGUGUGUUUGUUGCUCUUUCACGCAAAAACUGCUGAACCGAUUGCAAUGAUAUUUGGUGCGUAGACAGCUGAAAAACUGUAAUAAUAUAUAGACUUAUGUGAGUGAAACCGCGGGGCGCAGCUAGUUCUUCAUAAUUGCCUAAUUUAUGACAGUCUGUUAAUACAUAACAUAGACUUUCAAAGUGAUAGCAGUUGGUAGAUAAACAUCUGAUCACCAAUUCGUCCCGUUUCAAAGUAAAGUGAUAUUGUUAUAGGAUUCUAUGACUUAUCUGGUUGUAAGAAAGUCGUAUCUCAAGUGGCAAUUAUUCAUUAGCCAAAAUUAAACUCAAGUUAUUUCUAACAGUGUUUAUUAAUGCGUCCACAGAAUCAGUGUUUCUUGGUUACAUUAACAUAGCUCCUUUAUGUAACGUGUAAAUAAAACAAAUUACGAAACAUAAAUAGUUUAUUGUGAUUGUAAUUAUUAAA